Messenger RNA from Zonotrichia leucophrys gambelii, 5932 nucleotides. It is a transcript of the gene MPZL1, whose product is annotated as myelin protein zero like 1. The record is from RefSeq and is a predicted model, not a curated record. The transcript is spliced from 5 exons. NCBI's taxonomy places the organism in Eukaryota, Metazoa, Chordata, Aves, Passeriformes, Passerellidae. Gene Ontology annotation, cellular component: cell surface; focal adhesion; plasma membrane. The coding region runs from base 1 to 861 and encodes 286 amino acids.
AUGCAAUGUCUGUGCAAUCACCCGAUGCAGGAGUUACUGAUGCCUCUUGUCUCCUGCCCCUGUAGGCAGUGUGAUGUGAACUUGCUCAUUCUCAAAGCAGCACUGAUGUGUCUUGUUCUCCUCCUUUCUUCCCUUUGCCAUGCAGUGCAAGUGUCAGCAGUAGAGGUGAACACCCCGGAGGAGAUGUUUGUGGAGAAUGGGACGGACGCCAAGCUCCCGUGCACGUUCACAUCUGUAGAAGUGAUCAGCAGUGCAGCAUCUGUGUCCUGGAGCUUCCAGCCAGAGGGAGCAGCCACUCGUAUCUCAUUUUUCUAUUACUCUAAUGGGAAGUCAUACCCUGGAAAAGACAUACCAUUUAAAGACAGGAUCACUUGGGCUGGAGAUCUUAACAAGAAAGAUGCUUCUAUCACAAUAUCAAACAUGCAGUUCCGGGACAACGGCACGUACAUUUGUGAUGUCAAGAACCCACCUGACAUUGUUGUCAAACCAGGAGAAAUCCGAGUUAGAGUUGUGGAGAAAGACAGCCUGCCUGCGUUCCCCAUUGCCACCGUGGCGGGGAUAGCCAUCGGUACGGUUACAGGGCUCUCAUCGCUCAUCUCUAUUGUCGUGUGUCUUGUCAUCAGAAAGAACAACUCUAAAAAACGAUACUCUGGCUGCAGUACCUCUGAGAGCUUGAUGUCUCCGGUUAAGCAAGCUCCGCAGAAGGCGCCCUCCGACACAGAGGGCCUGGUAAACAGCGUGCCCGCCCGAUCACACCAGGGCCCAGUCAUUUACGCGCAGUUAGAUCACUCCGGGGGACAGCACAGCGACAAGAUCAACAAGUCAGAGUCUGUGGUCUACGCCGACAUUCGGAAGAACUGAGAUCCUCAGCUAUCCAAAGGACAACACACAUUCAGACUGGAAUUUCUUGAGCAGGAUUUGACCCAGAGAACUCUCACAUGUGGCCUUUGAUGCCUAGGCUAGGACCAAUGCAUGUGCAUACAGAGGGAGAGAUAUAUAUGUAUUGUGUGUAAAUAGUCUAUUUAAUCGUACAGAAGUGAGACCAAUGUUGCAUGUUGAAAUGCGGUAAGAGUUUUGCUUAUAAAUUGCCAAUAUUCUUUUUUUUUUUGUAUCUUGUGUGACGAGAGAGAAAGCGAAAACUCGCAUCACAAUUUUAAAAUAUUUUUAUCUUGAUUAUUAAUGGAGAAACUGGAAGAUACCUAGAUUGACCUGGAGAUUCUUUUUUUCUUUGCUUUUAGGGCUUAAUUUCUUUUGUUGAGGUGACUAUAAAGAAGACAUUUUCUUUAUAUUCAGAAUUCUUUAUGUAUACAGGGUAUUUAUCUUUCCUUGGUCAGAUUCUCAGUACAGGCUGCCUUCUCGUGUAAACUAGACCCUCUCACUUGGUCAUGUAAGCCAAAUUGUGACUCCUAGCUAUCAGAAAUGUAUGUCUUAGCAGUGUGAGUGAAGGAAACCUUUAGGCCUACCUGACCUGUGUAAUGUGGGUCACAAAACUGUUUACUUCUCAAUGAGCCCAGCUAUUCAAGCUUAGUCCUUUAAGGGACAGGGGUAGUGUUGAUCUAAUUCUGUGAAAUGGUAGUUUACCUGUGAAAGCAAAGGAGAGAGUGAGUUAAAGGCAUAGGAGGAUGUAGCUGUAGAUGGUUACCUCAGACUCUGUUGAACCUUUCAGUGAAAUAUUUCUUCCUCAAAGCUCUGUCAUUUCAUGUGUUAAAAAGGGCUCCAAGGGCUCUGGAAGCUGUAGUACUCCCAUACCUCUCUCCCAUGGCUCCAUUAUGCCACUGUCACCUCCUUGGAAGUGCUUUAUCUGUUCUCAAAAGCCUGUAGUGGAGGCUGAACAACUUCUGGAGGAAAUCUAGGGCUCUUUGGGUUUUUUGAUGUGUGGUUUUUUUUGUGUGACCAAUAUUUGCACAGAAGAUGCGGAUGGGCAGUUUAAUUCCUUAAUCUCUGCAAGUCUAGUGGUUGAAUACAAUUCUCCAGCCUCUUUUUUCUGGGUUAAACUCCUCCUAGAUUAUUAAAGAUCUCUGCUGAUGAGGAUUUCUUUUGCUGACCCAUUGUAUCCUGAAAUCUGGUGCUCAAAACUAGAAGUGGCCUUCCAGCAGAGAUCUUCUCAAAGUGGCAUAUAGAAGAAGGAUUUCUGUUUUGUACAUCCCAAUGUGGUGGUUUUGUUUUGUGUUGGGUUGUUUUUUGGCAGCAAAUAGUUUUCAGUUUGGUCUAUGGUAACUAACCCCUUUUUCUCUGAUUCUUGCCCAUUUCCUAGUUCAGUCUGUUUCAGAAUCAGUCCCAGAAUGGCUGAGGUUGGAGGGGCCUCUGGAGAUCAUCCAGCCUUCCUCCAGCAGGCUCAGCCAGAGGAGGCUGCCCAGCACUGUGCCCAGGUGUGAGCAUCUCCACAGGUGGGACCUCUACAGCAUCUCUGGGCAACCUGUUCCAAACAAACUCAAGCCCACAUUUGACUCUUAACACCAAGCACUUGAAAAAUGGUUACAGGCCCAUGGCAGAGCCUUUCACAACCACUUUAGAUAAUCCUUUAAUUAUGACAGUGCAAUUUAAAUAAUUAUUUUGUGUACAGUGGGGUUUUUUUCCCCAAGAAAAUUAGGUAUGUCAACACUAUAUUCUUUCAUCAGGAUCAGACUUCACUGGUUUCCUGACAACAGCUGCCUUUAUUAGAAAUCAACAGCUUUAUUUUUGUACACAUGCACUGAGUAGAUCUUAGGACAUUGUCCUCAAAGCCAGAACCAGCUUCUUAAAACUGAGGCUCAGAAGGAAAUAAUGGAUUAAUUUAUUCUGCCAUAUGUCAGUUGCUAAUCCUGCAAUAUCUGAAUUUGUGUAAUUCUUCUUCCAAGACUUGGCUGGUAUCAAAAAAGGGGCAUGUUUCAGUUUUAAAGCAUCAGUUUUCAGGUAUUUGCCAAGUCUUGUAGAGAACUGAGCUGUGGCUAACUAACAACUCUGUAAAUAUUUUAGCAUUUUAUUUUUUGGCAAUAACACAUACAAGAUGAAAAAUGGACAAAUUUCUUCUUCACAGGAGACCUUUAAAUAUCUUCUUCUAUAUCAUGGAUUAAGCAUGUUUUUUUUAGCAGUACUCCACAUGAAGGGCUAUGGUGCUUGUACCCAGUGCUGGAAGCUGACAGAGUGGGACCUGCUCACCCCAGAAAUGCUCAGGGGUAGUUGGUCCACUCAAGCUUCCUUCUGUUGAUCACAUCCACUGCUGUGCUUGCUGCAGUGCUGAUGUUGGUGGCUGUAGUGAGGAAAUUCUUCACUCAGAAGCUGGUGAGGCCCUGGCACAGAUUACCCAGAGAAGCUGUGGAUGCCCCAUCCCUGGAGGUGUUCAGGGUCUGGUUGGAUGAGGGUCUGAGCAACCUGGUCUGAUGGAAGGUUCCCUGCCCAUGGUGGGUGGGUUGGAACCAGGUGAUCUUUAAGGUCCUUCCCAACCCAGUCCAGUGUGUGAUUCUGUGGUUCUGUAGGAUCGAGUUGGACUCAAAUGACCCUAAUGGGUCCCUUCCAACCCAGUAUAAAUUAUGAUUAAGAUCAGGAGGAAUCCUGCUGCUGCUGCUUUCCUUAUCUAUCAGGCUGUUACUUCCCAACAUUUAUUUUACACUUAAUAAAACACUAAUGCUUUGGAUGUGGUUAAUGGAGAAACUUGAUUUUGAUCUGUCCAUGUUCAUCCCUGUGCAUCACCAUCUUGCUCCCCCAGCAUUUUUGAGUAAGAAGGAGAAUUGUGAUGAAUGUGGCGAUCAGAAACUUGCUGCUAUGAGAAGAUGGGGCUGGCCUUGCCUCUGAAGUCUGCUACUAAUGUUUGCUUCUUUUCCUGCUGGAAUGUACUGGAAAAUCUGAGCACAAUUCUGAUGUGGUGCUAACUUUAGGAAGCACAUGAAUCUGGUGCUAACUUUAGGACUGAUCUGGUGCUAACUUUAGGAGACACGCUGGUCUGGCUGAUUUUAACUGACUUGAGGAGACAUCUCCUUGCAUGGCUCUUGUCUGGCUACAGGUAUGUUCAUAUUGCCUACACUGAGGAGGCUCCCUUGGGUCCUCUUUAUGAAGGCACAAUGAACUUGGAAGUAUUUUUAAAAAACACUAAACAUCCUUUUGGAAAGAAACAAAAGUCUUCCCCCAGGAAUGGUAGAAAUCUGUGAAUCUCACUCCAGUGCCAAGGCUGUUGAUUUUUUUAAUUGUUUUUUUGGCAAUGGAAAAGUGAGCAAUAUAAUUAUUAAGUAAUGUAUUCAUGCUGAAGUCAGAAGAACUUCAGGCAUUGUGAGACAACACUUGUGAACUUUCCGUUCCUCAGGUUAUCUGAGAUGGUUUAAUGAUAUGUUAAUUUGUGCUGAUGAAAGGGACUGAUGCUGAGUUGGCUUACUUAGAAAAGCCUGAGGAGACAGAGGACUUCUCUUCCUUGAUGGGUAGAGCAAGCAGAUUUCAAUCAGACAAGGUCUGGUUCUGCUGUUCUGCUGACCAGAAGUUUAACUCUGAUUGCUCUGCUGCUGUUGUUCUCUUAAUUUGCUGAUGCUGUUCCUUGCAGGAGGAAAAGAACAGCUUGGAUUUUGAGGAACAUGAAGGGUGGUGUCCUUGUCCUGUUGUUGCACUGCUGCCAGCUCUUUUUAGGAUCAUCUAUUUUCAAAACAAGGGCUGCUUGCCAGGCUUGCAGCAGCCCAGAGGAGGAGCAGGCACCUCUCUUGAAGCAGUAGCCAGGGGCUAAAACAGGAGGGGUCAUUGCUCCUGGAUAGUGGACAUGGGAGGGCCUGUGUGAUGACAGACUUGCAAUAAAUUCUCUCUUAUUCAUCAUGCAAACAAAACUGGGAUCAGUCUGAAAUAUUCCUUAUGGUUUUGUUUAUCAUAAAUGAAUUUCAAGAGGACUACAAAUAAGGUAUCAAGCUAAGGAAAUUGGUAGUUGUACUCAGUCCAUCAGGUUUCCAUGGCCCUUUUUGACUUCAGCAGUUGUUCUGUGAGGAAGAUGCUCACCAUGUUCACAAAAUGUUAGCAUUAAGAGCCUUUACAGGGGGGCAGAUAUGUCCCUGCAAGUCAUUGCCUGAUGUGUCAUUUAUAACUGGAGACCUGUAGGGUUUUGUUUUCUCUCAAAGCUUUAGUGGUAUUUCAGUUUGUGACAAGAGCUGUAAUUAGGUUUUUAAACUCUUUAAACCUGUGAGAACUGUCUAGGUAACCAUCUGUCUCAUAACUGCAGUAAAGGUGUGCAUGCAACUUAAAAGCUGCAUCACCUUAGAGUGGAUUCACUGAGGUCAGGUAUGGAGUUUUGAUUUGUGACCAGAACACCUUCACUCUGUAUUGGAAUUUUGUCUUGGAAUUCUAUAUCAUUAGUGUAUCUGCCAAGGACCUCAAAUACAAAAAGUUACUGUAUCCCAGGCGAUGGAAAUACUUCCUCAAUAAAACCACCAAGAGAGAAGGAGGGUGGGACUUCUGGGCUAUGGCCACACCUCUGCAGUGUAACAUUUUAUAUGGGAGACUACAAAAUCAUAUUAACAAGGCUCAGCAAUUAUUCUCUUCUUUAGGUUUCUCUUUCCCUUCUCUUCACUGCCCUAAAGCUAAUAAGCCCUUUCAUUUACAGGUAUUUUUGCACUCUAAAAUAUAAGUUCAAUGCCUUUGGAGAUCAGUGUGCUGUGCAAUGUUUUCUGUCUCCCUGCAAUGCCAACUGUUCUUAUGUGGUAAAUGUAAUUGAAAACAUAGACUGGGUACUUUUCUUUUAUAAACCUCUGUCCUGGAGGUGUGCAAGACAACAAACACCUGUAAGACAGGUGUAUAAUCUGUGUGAGGGAGCUAGAUAUGCAUUGCAUGGCCUGAUUACAUGAAGAGCCAGUGUACCAACUGUUAGUGCUUUUGCUUUUACAGACUCAUCUGGAAACAGUUAUCUUGGAUAUUUUUUCUUGAAUGGACUUUAAUGUUUUCUAUUGUAAUCUUGUGAAUAUUUUAAUACACUUUUUUUUUCCCAUUA